Molecule: messenger RNA, 1965 nt
Organism: Archocentrus centrarchus (flier cichlid)
Lineage: Eukaryota; Metazoa; Chordata; Actinopteri; Cichliformes; Cichlidae
Gene: angptl1a
Product: angiopoietin-like 1a
Exons: 6
Coding region: 361-1824 (487 amino acids)
Biological process (GO): blood coagulation; fibrinolysis; positive regulation of heterotypic cell-cell adhesion
Cellular component (GO): fibrinogen complex
Molecular function (GO): extracellular matrix structural constituent; protein-macromolecule adaptor activity
Source: RefSeq, a predicted model, not a curated record
AGAGCACAGUCUGUUGAAGUGGCCAGCUUUUGAACCAUGCCCCAGCCUGAGCCCCAGGAAAGCUAAGUCCACAGGGAGAAGUGCAGCUUUGGGAAGUAGGGCCUUGACUAAAGCCUUGCAUUGUGAUUUACUGCUACAGAACAGAAGGAACGAGUAGAGGGAAGAACCUCUGAAGACUUGGACAAAGAGUGACAGACAGCGACAUGAGUCCUGUGUACCGCAGCCCGCUGAAGACACAAUAUAAUAUACACGUGAAACCAUAACAGCAGGAAAACAUCCACCUCACUACUGGUAACAAAAAGGGAGGCCUGGAGGGAGUACCAGUAGCUGCCCGUCUAUCCAUCCAGCCGACCAGCAGCAAUGCAUGGGCUGAUGUGGAGUCUGUGCGCUUUGCUCUGCCUUUCCCUCUGGCAGGAAUGUUACUGUAGGAGCUCCAGGGAAGCCCGGAGGACCAAAGAGCCUUCACUCCACAGGACUAAAAGAGCUCCUCUGGAUCCCGAUGCCAAAAAAUGUUCCUAUACUUUCCUGGUACCCGAGCAGAGAAUCACAGGUCCAAUCUGUGCCAGCACCACAGGCCCAGAGCCAGACAAGGAAAGAGUGACCCGUAUGGAGAUUGCAGAUGUGCGGGAAGUGCUCAACAAACAGCGCCGUGAGAUUGAGACGUUGCAGCUGGUGGUCGAUGUGGAUGGUAACUUGGUGAAUGAGAUGAAGCUGCUGCGGAAAGAGAGCAGGAACAUGAACUCCAGGGUGACCCAACUCUAUAUGCAGCUGCUACAUGAGAUCAUCAGGAAGCGAGACAACUCCUUGGAGUUUGCCCAGCUGGAGAACCGUGUCCUUAAUGUGACCUCAGAGAUGAUGCGACUGGCUUCAAGGUACAGGGAGCUAGAGGCCCGUUUUGCCACAAUGGCUGGGGUGGUCAACAACCAGUCCAUUCUCAUAUCUGCACUGGAGGAGCAGUGUAUGAGGACGUUGGGACGCAGUGAGCUGCCCGCAGUUCCUCCUCUCGUGCAGGUGGUACCGCAGAACAUACCAGUUAACAACCGUUUCACCAACGAGAUACAGAGGGACAACAACAACAGGGCCUUCUCCCGUGGAACACGCGUAAAGUCACCCACUGUAAGCCCCUUUGGGAUUGACCCUCCACCACCACAAGGAACACUUACUUCUGAUGGUCCUUUCAAUGACUGUUACCAGGUGCGGGAUGCAGGGUACACCACCAGUGGGAUGUACCUACUUAAGGCAAAUGGCAGCGAUCGACUGAUCCAAGCCUGGUGCGAGCAUGGCCUCGACAAUGGAGGAUGGACAGUUUUGCAGAGGAGGAAAGAUGGCUCUGUUAACUUCUUCCGUAACUGGGAGAACUACAAGAAAGGCUUCGGUAACAUAGAUGGCGAACACUGGCUCGGACUGGAAAAUAUCUACAAUCUUGGGAAACAGGGAGAUUAUAAGCUGAUGAUAGAACUGGAAGACUGGACAGGAAAGAAGGUGUACGCCGAGUACAGCAGCUUCCACCUGGAGUCAGAGAAAGAGGGUUAUCGGCUGAGGCUAGGCACCUACCAGGGCAAUGCUGGUGACUCCUUCAGCAGUCACAACGGCAAACAGUUCACUACACUCGAUCGUGACAAGGAUUCCUUCUCUGGUAACUGCGCCCAUUUCCACAAGGGUGGCUGGUGGUACAACGCAUGCGGACAGACCAAUCUGAACGGCGUGUGGUACAGCGGGGGAGUUUACCGCAGCAAAUUUCAGGAUGGAAUCUUCUGGGCAGACUACGGAGGUGGUUUCUACUCCCUAAAAUCAGUCCGCCUCAUGAUCCGGCCAAUUGACUAAAACCUUGAAUUGUGGUUCCCCUCAGAUGCACCGCAGUCUACUUCCUUAUCUUUCUCUACCCAUAAAUACUGUAAAGGCAGAAGCAGGAAUCUCUGCCCCAGCUGAGGAAGAGACAGUGACGUGUUCAUGGACAGCCAAUAA